AUGGCUGAACGAAAGAAGCCUCCAGUAGACAAGCUAGAUAAGGAAGAGCUCAAGAAGGCCUUCGACAUCUCCCAUUUCGAUCUCAAUGCCAUCUUACGCGGUAUACAGUUAACCCUUGUUGGUGCUCACCGUGCCUUACAAAACCCCGCCAUAUUCACAAAUGCCCAUUAUAAGCAAGCUGCCAUAGCCGUUGGUGCCGGCAUCGCUAUUCGUGUAGCUAUUGCCAUUCCUAUAAUCGGAAUCAAGCUACUUCUGGCUUUCCUGUCUCUAAUCUUUGAUCUCGACAAAGCCACGUGGGAUGAUACGUUGGUGAAUGGGCUCGACUUAAUAGCCAACCAUGUCCUACAAAUUCCUCUAUUUCUCCUAACCCUCAUGAGAUACAUGACUCCUACACUAGACAACCUGUUCAUGGAUUCGUUGCGAUGGGUUGACAUGACCUACGUCCAAAAGCAUAAGAAUGAGGAUCCCAAUACGCUUCGGGAUAUGUACUAUCCAAACCUACGCCAGUACAAGCAGACGGAUGGAAGUACGCACUCGACAAGUACUGCCGAGGCAAUCAGCAUGUUCUUGUGGCGGUUUGCUCGCAAAGCCUUGAUUUCCCUCGCGGUAUUCGCCUUGUCCUAUGUCCCUUAUGUUGGCCGCUUCGUACUCCCAGCAGCCAGUUUCUACACGUUCAAUAAGGCAGUGGGCCUAGGCCCUGCCGCCGUCAUCUUCGGGACGGGGGUCUUUCUCCCUAAGCGAUACCUCGUCAUAUUCCUACAAACCUAUUUUGCAUCCCGUAGUCUGAUGCGAGAACUCCUGGAGCCGUACUUCGCGCGCAUUCACUUUUCCAAGGCGCAGAAGCGCAGUUGGUUCCGUAGCCGUGAAGGACUGCUGUUUGGCUUCGGUAUCGGCUUCUACACCCUCCUACGCGUUCCGCUACUUGGUGUUUUGAUAUACGGUAUCGCCGAGGCGUCCACAGCAUACCUCAUUACUAAGAUUACGGACCCCCCUCCGUCGCCGAAAGCUUCCGGCCCUGAGGUGGAAAACUUUUUAGAGAAUCAGCAGGUUUGGAGAAACAAACAUGAAUUCCUCAGCCGCCCGCUAGCGAACUUGGACGCUGUUCACGGCCAUCAGUCGACAUCAUAUGGUGAAGAAACUGCUAUCCGUACCGCCGGUAAGGUUAGUUUCGACAAACCGGCUUGGGAGCAGGUAAACAUUCAUAAUAGGUGGCAUCCUGACAUUCCAUCCAUCGGCUCUAUCAAAGAUGGAGAAACUGUGAAGAUUGAAUGUCUUGACUGGACUGGGGGCCAGAUUGGGAACAAUGAUAGUGCAGAUGACGUCCGUAACGUCGACCUUACCAAAGUUCAUUGCCUUACGGGCCCCUUUGAGGUCGAAGGGGCUCAGCCAGGAGAUAUCCUCCUGGUUGAAAUCAUGGAUAUUCAGCCAUUCCAAGACCAACCCUGGGGGUUCACCGGUGUUUUCCACAAGGAAAACGGCGGAGGGUUCCUGGACGAGAUAUAUCCCUCUGCCGCCAAAGCCAUUUGGGACUUUGAGGGCAUAUACGCUACUUCGCGUCAUAUCCCGCAUGUUAAAUUCGCAGGGCUGAUUCACCCCGGAAUUUUGGGAUGCGCGCCCUCGGCCGAGGUUCUAGCAACUUGGAACAAGCGCGAGGCCGAGCUGAUUUCGGCCAACAAGCUAGAUAGGGUCGUUGCCCUGCCGCCAGAGCCUAAAGGCGCGCACGCCGGCGCAGCCGAUGCAGCCUUGAAGGAGAGGAUUUUCCGGGAGGGCGCUAGAACGAUCCCAGGCAGAGGAGAGCAUGGCGGCAACUGUGAUAUAAAGAACCUAAGCCGAGGCUCCAAGGUCUACCUUCCAGUCCAUGUUCCAGGCGCCAAUUUUAGCGUAGGAGACCUGCACUUCUCUCAGGGCGAUGGCGAGAUUUCGUUCUGUGGGGCUAUCGAGAUGGCUGGCAUCAUCACGAUCAACUUCAAAGUCAUGAAGAACGGGAUAGCGGACUUGGGUCUUAAGUCACCAAUUUACAUUCCGGGGCCAGUAGAGCCACACUUCGGGCCGGGACGUUGCAUUUAUUUUGAAGGCUUCUCUGUAGAUGAGCAUGGCAAGCAGCAUUACAUGGAUGUAGCGGUGGCGUAUAGGCAGACUACUUUGCGCUGUAUCGAAUAUCUCAGGCGAUUCGGGUACAAUGAUUAUCAGAUCUACCUCUUGCUAUCGUCGGCACCAAUUCAGGGGCACGUGGCAGGUAUCGUCGACAUACCAAAUGCAUGUACGACCCUCGGAUUACCAGUGGAUAUUUUUGAUAUCGACAUCAUGCCCUCCGGACCGGCAAAGGGGCUAGAUAUGGGCAGCUGCGCGUUUGAAAGCGGCGUUGCCAAGGGUGAGAUUACAGCUGGGGGCAAGAAUAGCGAGCAUAGCUUCGGUGGUGGCUUAACAUACAAGAACAAGUAG
Messenger RNA from Hypoxylon fragiforme, 2442 nucleotides. Its product is annotated as formamidase. The record is from RefSeq and is a predicted model, not a curated record. Gene Ontology annotation, molecular function: hydrolase activity, acting on carbon-nitrogen (but not peptide) bonds, in linear amides. The coding region runs from base 1 to 2442 and encodes 813 amino acids. The transcript is spliced from 11 exons. Lineage: Eukaryota; Fungi; Ascomycota; Sordariomycetes; Xylariales; Hypoxylaceae.